UCAUCUCUACCCAAAUCCCACCCCCAAAUCUCCAAAUCCCCCCCAUCCUCUUCUUCGAGUUCGAGCGAGCGGGCGACCAUGUCUGGGCGCGGCAAGGGCGGCAAGGGUCUGGGCAAGGGCGGCGCGAAGCGUCACCGCAAGGUCCUCCGCGACAAUAUCCAGGGCAUCACGAAGCCGGCGAUCCGGAGGCUGGCGAGGAGGGGCGGCGUGAAGCGCAUCUCCGGGCUCAUCUACGAGGAGACCCGCGGCGUGCUCAAGAUCUUCCUCGAGAACGUCAUCCGCGACGCCGUCACCUACACGGAGCACGCCCGCCGCAAGACCGUCACCGCCAUGGACGUCGUCUACGCGCUCAAGCGCCAGGGCCGCACCCUCUACGGAUUCGGCGGCUGAGGGGCGCCGCCGCCGCCGCCCGGUGGCCGUGGCGGAAGUCUUGGGUCGCGGUCAAGAAAUCGGUGGAGGAGGCGAGGGUGUUCUGGUCCAUGUUCAGUUUCAUAGGCUUAUCAGUAGUGCUAAUUAUUGUUCCGUGUUCAGAGCCGUGGUCAAAGUAGUAGUAUGUGGAGUUGUACUGCAAAGUUCAUCUGCAUUUCCCUGUCUGUUCUGAAUUUCUAAUAUAUGAAUCCGGUGCCUUGCCGUGUUUAUGAUG
Messenger RNA from Setaria italica (foxtail millet), 643 nucleotides. RefSeq names its product histone H4. The record is from RefSeq and is a predicted model, not a curated record. The transcript has a single exon. Gene Ontology annotation, biological process: nucleosome assembly. Bases 79 to 390 code for a protein of 103 amino acids. Gene Ontology annotation, molecular function: protein heterodimerization activity; DNA binding; structural constituent of chromatin. NCBI's taxonomy places the organism in Eukaryota, Viridiplantae, Streptophyta, Magnoliopsida, Poales, Poaceae. Gene Ontology annotation, cellular component: nucleosome.